Drosophila takahashii is the source of this 2108-nucleotide messenger RNA. Its product is annotated as organic cation transporter protein. Gene Ontology annotation, cellular component: membrane. The record is from RefSeq and is a predicted model, not a curated record. Lineage: Eukaryota; Metazoa; Arthropoda; Insecta; Diptera; Drosophilidae. Gene Ontology annotation, biological process: transmembrane transport. Gene Ontology annotation, molecular function: transmembrane transporter activity.
CAGUUAGUAUUUGCCAGUUCAAAUGCUGCCGGCGGUCGGAAGAGUUGAUAGCUGAUCGAGUGCUCCGUCCGCGGUUCUUUUUCCAUUCCUUCGAGCACGUUGUUUGUCCCGGAUUCCAAUCCAUCUUCGCGACCCGCAACUAUCAGUAGUUUACUGGCUCCCCCUUUGCGGAAGAUGAUGAUUUGCUGAAAGACAACAACACCGCAAUAACUAUCAUAUAUCAUCCUCGAAUAAAGUUGGCAGUAAAGAGGCAAAUAUGGCUGUGGAUUAUGUGCUGGAGGACCUGAUGGGAAAACUAGGGGAAUUUGGAAAGUACCAGUUCCUUCAGUUCUUCCUGCAGGUGCUUUCCGGCCUCACCGCUGGCAUGCACAUGCUUUCGCUGGUCACCGUGGCCGCCGUUCCCGAACAUCGGUGCUUCAUCGAGGGCCUGGACAACAGCACGUUGUCGGUGACGCCGUGGAACUCGAGCGCCAUCCUGGCCGCCAUCCCACUGAAGGCCAAUGGCGAACUGGAAUCCUGCCUCAUGUUCGAUCCCUCUAAUUUGGGAUCCAAUGCCACUGUUAAGUGCACAAGUUACGUAUACGACACGACGUACUACAAGACCUCGCGCACCAUUGACUGGAACUUCGUUUGCGAACGCCGUUGGAUGGGUUCCAUUGUGCAGACUGUUUUUAUGCUGGGAGUGUUCACUGGUGCCGUCACACUGGGCGGACUCGCCGAUAAAGUGGGCCGAAAGACCGUGUUCUGCUGGUCAGCUUUAUUCCAACUGAUCAUCGGCGUGGGCGUGGCCUUCAUUCCCGAGUACUUCUCAUUCAUGGUGGCCCGCUACCUGCUGGGCAUUGUGGGAUCUGCGGGCGCCUACAUCUGCGGCUUUGUGCUGACCAUGGAGCUGGUGGGUCCCAGCAAGCGUACUGUGUGCGGCAUUACCUUCCAGGCUGUCUUCGCUGGUGGCAUCAUGUUGGUUGCGGGAUGGGGAGCACUGAUCCACGACCACCAGUGGCUGCAGGUGGUCUAUGGACUGCACGGCUGCCUGUUCCUGGGCCACUGGUGGUGGCUCGAUGAAUCUCCGCGCUGGCUGUGGAUGCAGGGUCGGGCCGCCGAGGCCGUGGAUAUUGUGGCCAAGGGGCUGAGGAUAAAUGGAUCUGGCAUACCGGUGGACAAGGAGUACUAUGUCCAGAAGGCCAAGCAGCAGGCGGCUGCGGAGGAGAAGACCAGUGCUGGAUUAAGUGACCUCUUCCGGACGCCCAAUCUGCGGAUGAAGACGCUGAAUGUGUGCCUCUGCUGGUUCGCCAAUUCCCUCGUUUACUACGGACUUUCGCUGAGUGCCGGCAAGCUGUAUGGCAAUCCCUACCUGAUCCUGUUCAUCAUGGGCCUGGUGGAGUUCCCUAGCUACAUAACCAUUGUGUUUGUCCUGGAUCGCCUGGGUCGUCGAUCGAUCACCUCCACUUUGAUGUUGGGUGGCGGUCUGUGUUGCAUCGUGGCCGCCUACAUUGAUCAGAGCAGCUCGACGGCAGUGGUGUUUGCAGGAAAGCUCCUGAUCGCCGGAUCCUUUGCCGUGAUCUACAAUUACUCCGCGGAACUGUUUCCCACUGUGGUGCGAAACUCGGCCAUGGGAUUGGGCUCCAUGUGCGCCCGUCUAUCUGGCGCCCUUACCCCACUCAUCACAUUGCUGGACUCGUUUGAUCCCAAGAUCCCAGCCGUGCUGUUUGGCGUGGUGGCCCUGCUUUCCGGUUUCUGGGUGAUGUUCCUGCCGGAGACCAUGAACCAGCCCAUGCCCGAGUCCAUUGAGGAUGGCGAGAACUUCGGAAAGGGCGAUACUUGGUUCAGCCAGUGCGCUGGUCGCAAAAAGCGACAGAAUAGCGUAUAUCCCGAUUAUCCCGAGCAGAUGGUGCCGCUCAAGAACAUCGAGAGCAAGUGAAAAGCCAAGCCAAAGUCCCACAACCAGUUUAAUGUCCUUGUUACCCUGUUUUUCUUGUUAAGAAUUCUACUCUUCUGUUUAGUAGUAUGUUUUAAGAGUUGCUAUCCAUUCCAAGAGAAUAAAAUGAUGCUGCAGAUUGGGUAAAACUAUGGUUUUACCAAUUUCUGUGGGUCCUUAAGUUGUUUGUAAA